AUGACAGAAAAAAUCCUUUCGAGGGCGCAGAUCUCUGAUCUCAUUGCCCAAGGAAAGGUAAUUGUCAUCUUCAAAAAUAACGUCCUCAACUUGACGGGAUGGUUGAAGUACCAUCCCGGUGGAGACAAGGCUGUGUAUCACAUGGUGGGAAGAGAUGCUACCGACGAGAUGCUUGCUUACCAUAGUGAAGAAUCCAUCUCGGCAUUUAGUCGUUGGAAAAUCGGCUCCAUUAACUAUGAAUGGCAUAACUUGCUUCCACCCAUCCAGGGAGCAGUGUACACGAUAGGCAUGGCUGGAAAGCUCUCUCCAAAUGACGAUACCUUAGGUAAACUGCUUGAUACAGAGUCCCCAUACAUGCUGAAAAGUGAACAAUCUUCAAUGACGUCUCUUGAAGCUGACACGGUAACAGUUCCCGUGAAUCCUAACUACACGAGAGCGGGAUACCCGGAAGGUAAGGUGGAGCCCGUGGUUCCUCAAAACAUCGAAGUUGUCACAGCAGAAAACAAAGAUGAUCUUUUCCCGGUGAUGAAAAGUGUCGUGGUUGAUCCUAAAGAGUUGAUGCGUGAGUUUGAUAACCAGCUCACUCGUCGAGAUCUCUUUGAUCUACCCUCAAUGGAUUACACAACGCAGAACAGUAUCCGAGAAAAGUACAACCAACUUCAUGCUCGCAUAAUCAAGAAGGGGCUCUAUAAGUGUAACUAUGGUGACUACGUUCGUGAGAUCGUGAAGAUCUCGAGUCUCUUUUUAUACUCGUUCUCAUUUCUUAAGUUGGGGUACUACUUUUUAAGUGCCAUCUUCAUUGGUAUGGCGUGGCAACAGAUGACCUUUAUUGCACAUGAUGCGGGUCACAUCUCCAUCACUCACAAUUUCCAGAUCGACAAUAUCUUUGGAAUGAUCAUUGCCGACUGGUUUGGUGGCCUAAGUCUUGGUUGGUGGAAACGUAAUCAUAAUGUUCAUCAUUUGAUCACCAAUGACCCGGUGCACGAUCCAGAUAUCCAGCAUCUUCCGUUUUUUGCUGUGAGUACCAGACUUUUUGGAGACGUGUACUCCACGUACUAUGAGAAAGUCUUAUGGUUCGAUGCAUUUUGCAAGAAGUUGAUUCCUUUUCAGGAGUUCAUGUACUACCCUCUUCUCGCCUUUGGUCGCUUCAACUUGUACAGAUUGUCAUGGACACACUUGAUUUUGGGCCAGGGUCCUAGACAUGGGAAAGCUGCUUGGUUUCGCUACUUUGAGUUAGCCGGACUUUCGUUCUUUUUUUACUGGUUCUUCGUGUUGGUGGUGGGUAGCGUUGAAGGUACAUGGAAUAAGAUCUCAUAUGUGCUUGUCAGUCACAUCUGUACGAUGAUCGUGCACGUUCAAAUCACAUUGUCUCAUUUUGCUAUGUCAACAUCCGACUUAGGAGUAUCGGAGUCAUUUCCAUCGCGUCAAAUGCGUACGACCAUGGAUGUUGACUGUCCCGUAUGGUUUGACUUUUUCCAUGGUGGUCUUCAGUUCCAGGCAAUCCACCAUUUGUUUCCGCGGUUACCGCGUCACAACUUAAGGCGUGCUCAAGCAGAUGUCAUUGAAUUUUGUGAGGAGGUCGGCUUGCCCUACUCUAUUUAUGGGUUUGGUAAGGGAAAUGAAAUAGUAAUUGGCAAGUUGGCGGAGAUUGGUAAACAGUGUUCCAUCAUGUUGGACUGCACUAGAAAAAUGAAGGAGGAUCAGGUGCCCAUUACACUCGACUAA
Sungouiella intermedia is the source of this 1725-nucleotide messenger RNA. The record is from the annotation of a GenBank genome assembly. NCBI's taxonomy places the organism in Eukaryota, Fungi, Ascomycota, Pichiomycetes, Serinales, Metschnikowiaceae.